Vidua macroura (Pin-tailed whydah) is the source of this 5534-nucleotide messenger RNA. It is a transcript of the gene DMD, whose product is annotated as dystrophin. Bases 79 to 4866 code for a protein of 1595 amino acids. Gene Ontology annotation, cellular component: plasma membrane. The transcript is spliced from 35 exons. The record is from RefSeq and is a predicted model, not a curated record. Lineage: Eukaryota; Metazoa; Chordata; Aves; Passeriformes; Viduidae. Gene Ontology annotation, biological process: synaptic signaling. Gene Ontology annotation, molecular function: zinc ion binding; protein binding.
AAUGUUACACCAAAGGAAGCAGCAAACAUACAAGAAAAGCUGACUCAACUUAAUUUUGAAUGGGAGAAAGUUAACAAGAUGUACAGGGACCGACAGGCACGGUUUGACAAAUCUUUGGAAAAGUGGCAGAUUUUUCAUUCUGACAUGAAGACAUUUAAUCAUUGGCUAAGUGAAACUGAAGAGAAGCUGUCAAGAGCACAGAUAGAGGCUGGAGAUGUGGGGCUUGUGAAAACCAAGCAGUUUAUCCAGGAACUUCAGGAUGGCAUUGGGCAGCAGCAAACUGCUGUCAAAACAUUGAAUGCAACUGGUGAAGAGAUUAUUGAGCAGUCAUCAAAAGCAGAUGCCAAGGUGCUGAAGGAACAACUGGAAAGUUUGAAUAACCGGUGGAAGGAGAUCUGCAGACAGUUGGUAGAGAAAAAAAAGAGGAUAGAGGAAGAAAAGACUAUCUUAUCAGAAUUUCAAGAGGAUUUGAACAAGUUGAUUUUAUGGUUAGAGGAAGCAGACAACGUUAUUUGUAUUCCCCUUGAACACGGGAAUGAAGACCAGUUGAGAGACUGCCUGAGCAAAGUCAAGUUAAGAGUUGGAGAGCUGCCGCCCCACAAGGGAAUACUGAAACGAUUAAAUGAAACUGGAGGAAUAGCACUUGGAAGUGCAUCACUGAACCCAGACAAAAAACAUAAGCUUGAGAGUACACUGAAGGAAGCUAACCAUCGUUUGUUAAAGGUGUCCAAAGAUCUUCCAGAAAAACAAAAGGAAAUAGAGAUUCUGCUAACGGAUUUUGUUGAACUUGAUCAACAACUAAAUCAGGUGAUAUUGUGGGUAACACCUGUCAAGAGCCAGCUAGAGCUUUACAACAAAGUGGGUCAGCCAGGAGCCUUUGAUAUUAAGGAAACUGAAGCAGCAGUGAAGGCUAAACAGCCGAAUGUGGAAGAGGUUUUGUCUAAAGGGUGUCAUUUAUAUAAAGAAAAACCAGCUACUCAUCCAGUAAAGAAAAAAUUAGAAGACUUGAAUGCUGACUGGAAGGCAAUACAACAUUUAAUUCAACAGCUAAAGGAAAAGCCAGCAUUAGCAGCCUUUGGCCAUCUAUCUUCAGGUGUCUUAACUCCUGGUGAAACUGUUGCUGUGGAUACACAAACCAGGGUAACCAAGGAAACCACCACCUUCAAACCAGAAAUGCCAUCUUCUGUGCUUUUGGAGGUUCCAGCCUUGGCUGACUUCAAUAAGGCAUGGGCAGAACUCACUGACUGGCUGUCUCGACUGGAUCGAGAGAUAAAAUCUCAGAGAGUGAAAGUAGGUGAUCUUGAUGACAUCAACGACAUGAUCAUCAAACAAAAGGCAAUACUACAGGAUCUGGAGCAAAGACGUCCCCAGCUGGAUGAACUAAUAACUGCAGCACAAAAUCUAAAAAACAAGACAAGCAAUCAAGAAGCCCGGACAAUAAUUACUGACCGCAUUGAAAAGAUACAGAGCCAGUGGGAUGAAGUGCAUGGAUACCUCCAAAGCCGGAGACAACAGCUUCAAGAGAUGCUGAAGGAUUCAACACAGUGGCUGGAAGCUAAGCGAGAAGCUGAGCAGGUUCUGGAACAAGCAAAAGCUAAGCUUGAGUCAUGGAAAGAAAUUUCCUACACUGUGGAAGCUUUGAAAAAGCAGAACACAGAACUUAAGCAAUUUUCAAAAGAAAUACGACAAUGGCAAAUAAAUGUAGAUGUGGCAAAUGACAUGGCUCUUAAGCUGCUCCGUGAUUAUUCAGCAGAUGACACCAGAAAGGUACAACUGAUGACAGAUAGCAUCAAUGCAUCGUGGGCUGCCAUUAAUAAAAGGGUUUGUGAACGUGAAGCAGCUCUGGAAUCAGCCCUAAGAAUGCUGCAGCAAUUCUACCUGGAUCUCGAAAAGUUCCUUGCUUGGCUCACAGAAGCUGAAACAACUGCAAAUGUCCUGCAGGAUGCUACACACAAAGAAAAGACACUAGAGGAUGCCAAAAUGGUUCGGGACCUCAUGAAACAGUGGCAGGAACUACAGGCAGAAAUUGAUGCUCACACUGACAUCUUUCACAACCUGGAUGAAAAUGGGCAGAAAAUCCUGAGAUCCCUGGAAGGCUCUGAGGAUGCAACCCUGCUGCAGAGACGUCUGGAUAACAUGAACCUCAGAUGGAGUGAACUUAGGAAGAAAUCUCUAAACAUUAGAUCCCAUUUGGAAGCCAGUACCGACCAGUGGAAGCGAUUACAUCUCUCUCUUCAGGAACUUUUGGCAUGGCUGCAGUUGAAGGAGGAUGAAUUAAAACAGCAAGCACCCAUUGGUGGAGAUCUUCCCACUGUGCAGAAACAGAAUGAUAUUCAUCGGACUUUCAAGAGGGAACUAAAAACAAAAGAACCUGUUAUCAGGAGUGCCCUUGAGACUGUGAGAAUCUUCGUGGCUGAGCAGCCUGUGGAGGCAGUGGAGAAGGUCUGCCCAGAACCCAGAGAACUGUCACCUGAGGAAAGAGCCCACAAUGUCACCAAACUUCUGCAAAGACAAGCAGAUGAGGUCAGAACUGAGUGGGAUAAGCUGAAUCUACAGUCUGCUGAUUGGCAAAAGAAGAUCGACGAUGCUCUUGAGAGACUGCAGGGCCUUCAGGAGGCAAUGGAUGAGCUGGACCUGAAGCUACGCCAGGCUGAGGCAUUCAAAGGAUCCUGGCAGCCAGUGGGGGAUCUGCUCAUUGACUCUCUGCAGGAUCACUUGGAAAAAGUCAAGGUUUACCGAGCAGAACUUGUUCCCCUGAAGGAAAAGGUGCAUCACGUCAAUGAGCUCGCUCACCGCUUCACUCCCCCCGAUAUUCAACUCUCCCAGUACAAUCUCAGCUGUGUGGAAGACCUAAACACAAGGUGGAAGGUGCUGCAGGUGGCCGUUGAUGAGCGCAUCAAGCAACUGCAUGAAGCUCACAGGGAUUUUGGCCCUACUUCCCAGCAUUUUCUUACGACUUCUGUCCAAGGCCCCUGGGAGAGGGCAAUCUCACCAAACAAAGUGCCGUAUUAUAUCAACCAUGAGACGCAAACGACCUGCUGGGAUCAUCCCAAGAUGACUGAGCUUUACCAGUCAUUAGCUGACCUGAACAACGUCAGGUUCUCGGCGUACAGGACUGCCAUGAAACUCCGCAGGCUGCAGAAAGCCCUUUGCUUGGAUCUCCUGAGUCUGUCUGCUGCCUGUGAUGCCUUGGACCAGCACAACCUCAAACAGAACGACCAGCCAAUGGAUAUUCUGCAGAUCAUUAACUGCCUGACCACCAUUUACGAUCGACUGGAGCAAGAGCACAAUAACCUGGUCAAUGUUCCCCUCUGUGUGGACAUGUGCCUCAACUGGCUUCUGAAUGUCUACGACACGGGUCGAACAGGAAGGAUCCGUGUCUUAUCCUUCAAAACCGGUGUCGUAUCCCUUUGUAAAGCACACCUGGAAGAUAAAUAUAGAUACCUGUUCAAACAAGUGGCAAGUUCCACUGGCUUCUGUGACCAGCGCCGGCUGGGGCUGCUGCUGCACGACUCCAUCCAGAUCCCCCGGCAGCUGGGGGAGGUGGCCUCCUUCGGGGGCAGCAACAUCGAGCCGAGUGUUAGGAGCUGCUUCCAGUUUGCCAACAACAAACCAGAGAUCGAAGCAGCCCUUUUCCUGGACUGGAUGAGGCUGGAGCCCCAGUCCAUGGUGUGGCUGCCUGUCCUGCACAGGGUAGCUGCUGCUGAGACCGCCAAGCACCAAGCCAAGUGCAACAUCUGUAAGGAGUGCCCCAUUAUUGGAUUCAGGUACAGAAGUUUAAAGCACUUUAACUAUGACAUCUGCCAAAGUUGCUUCUUCUCUGGCCGUGUUGCUAAAGGUCACAAAAUGCACUAUCCCAUGGUGGAAUACUGCACACCAACAACUUCAGGAGAAGAUGUCCGUGACUUUGCCAAGGUACUAAAAAACAAAUUUCGAACAAAAAGAUAUUUUGCAAAGCACCCACGAAUGGGCUACCUGCCUGUGCAGACUGUCUUGGAGGGAGACAACAUGGAAACGCCUGCCUCGUCCCCUCAGCUCUCACACGAUGAUACUCAUUCACGCAUUGAACAUUAUGCUAGCAGGCUAGCAGAAAUGGAGAACACCAAUGGUUCUUACCUAAAUGACAGUAUUUCACCUAAUGAGAGCAUUGAUGAUGAACACCUGUUAAUCCAGCACUACUGCCAAAGUCUGAACCAGGAGUCCCCCCUGAGCCAGCCCCGAAGCCCUGCCCAGAUCCUGAUUUCUCUGGAGAGUGAGGAAAGAGGGGAACUGGAGAGAAUCCUCGCAGACCUGGAGGAGGAAAACAGGAACCUGCAGGCAGAGUACGACCGCUUGAAGCAGCAGCACGAGCACAAGGGUCUGUCUCCACUGCCAUCCCCCCCGGAGAUGAUGCCGGUCUCUCCGCAGAGCCCCCGGGACGCUGAGCUCAUUGCAGAAGCCAAGCUGCUUCGCCAGCACAAGGGCCGCCUGGAAGCCAGGAUGCAGAUCCUGGAGGAUCACAACAAACAGCUGGAAUCGCAGCUGCACAGGCUGAGGCAGCUGCUGGAGCAGCCACAGGCAGAUGCCAAGGUGAAUGGUACAACACUGUCAUCUCCUUCUACCUCUUUGCAGAGGUCAGGCAGCAGUCAGCCAAUGCUUCUUCGUGUAGUUGGCAGCCAGACUUCAGAAACCAUGGGUGAGGAUGAGCUGCUCAGCCCUCCCCAGGACACAAGCACAGGUUUGGAGGAAGUGAUGGAGCAGCUCAACAACUCUUUCCCCAGCUCCAGAGGCCACAAUGUAGGGAGCCUUUUCCACAUGGCAGAUGACCUGGGAAGAGCGAUGGAAACCUUGGUGACCGUGAUGACCGACGACAAGGUGUUAGAAUAGCAAGAUGUGUUUUACAACUUCAGGCGUUCCGCAUGGUUUUUAUAAUAUUCAUACUACAAAGAGGAUUAGACUGUAAGAGUUUACAAGAAAACAAAUCUAUAUUUUUGUGAAGGGUAGUGGUACUAUACUGUAGAUUUCAGUAGUUUCCUAAGUCUGUUACUGUUUUGUUAACAAUGGCAGGUUUUACACGUCUAUGCAAUUGUACAAAAAUUAUAAGAGAACUACAUGUAAAAUCUUGAUAGCUAAAUAACUUGCCAUUUCUUUAUAUGGAACGCAUUUCGGGUUGUUUAAAAAAAAUUUAUAACAGUUAUAAUGAAAGAUUGUAAACUAAAGUGUGCUUUAUAAAAAUAAUUGUUUAUAGAAACCCCCUUAAAAAAAAACCACAAAAAAAUCUACUGAGGCAGUGCAUUUGUUUAGUAUCAUUUCAGCUCUGUAACAGUAUCAGAGAGAUUCAUGUCCUGUGUUCUUUUCCUUGCCUAUCCAAAAGAAAAAAAAAUGAAAGUAUUUCCUGCAAUGAUAACAGAAUGGCCACCUUAUAUUUCUCAUUGGUUUUGUCUGACUAGGGCUGGCUUAGAAAAAAUAACCAAAAAACCUGAACUUCCAAUGAAGGUAAUUACCUUUUAUCUUUCCAAUAAAAUUAAGAAUUACAUGACUUACUGUCCUGGUUU